Peronospora matthiolae is the source of this 729-nucleotide messenger RNA. Lineage: Eukaryota; Oomycota; Peronosporomycetes; Peronosporales; Peronosporaceae. The record is from the annotation of a GenBank genome assembly.
AUGAGGGCGCGUCGCAUCGACGAUGGGAAUAUGCAAGUUGCAUUUGCCCAGUCAAAUCUGGCAGGACGUGCCAAGACUUGGGCACUGGGACUCAAGUUGCACGACCCAUAUGCGUUUGGGUCGUUGGAAGUCUUCAAGUCGCGGCUCAGACAAACGUUUGAACCGCCUAGAGCUGAGUUCAGGGUUCGAACCGAACUCUUGAAGCUCAAACAGGGUAAGCGUGAUGUGCACGCUUACGCGCAACAUAUACGACAUCUCACGAGUUGUAUAAGUUCCAAUCCGGUUGAUGAACACACGUUGGUUUCGGUGUUCAUGCAGGGUCUUGCGGAUGGUCCCGUCAAGACUCACCUGUUCCGACUUGAACUAGAUUCACUAGAACAAGCCAUUUCCAUUGCGGAGCAGGAAGACUUCAGCCUGAGACAGGCUCGCGCCAGCUCGACAUCAUAUCGUCAACCGAGACGAUAUGACAACGGAGGUCCAGAGCCGAUGGAACUCUGUUAUGUAGACAGCGAGAAGGCUCGCUCUACAGACUACAAGAAGUUGCAGAAAUGCAACAGAUGUCAAAAGACAGGACACUACGCUUACGAGCGUAGUGCCCCUCGUCCAGUGUCUCGCAACACUGGGCGUAGUGACCGUCCACCCAUAAGAAAGGGGCAGGGACGCGGGUCCGCUGUUGGUGCAAAGACGCAACAACGGGAUGGACCGUCAAAAAACGGACAGGAUCAGUAG